Molecule: messenger RNA, 3396 nt
Organism: Melozone crissalis (California towhee)
Lineage: Eukaryota; Metazoa; Chordata; Aves; Passeriformes; Passerellidae
Gene: XRCC5
Product: X-ray repair cross complementing 5
Exons: 21
Coding region: 36-2219 (727 amino acids)
Biological process (GO): DNA recombination; telomere maintenance; cellular response to X-ray
Cellular component (GO): nucleus; Ku70:Ku80 complex
Molecular function (GO): telomeric repeat DNA binding; damaged DNA binding; double-stranded DNA binding
Source: RefSeq, a predicted model, not a curated record
CUGAGCGCGGCGCACCGCGUCCCGCCACCAGCGCCAUGGCGCCCAGCGGCAAGGUGGCAGUAGUGCUGUGCCUGGAUGUAGGCCUUACAAUGAGCAGUUCUUCCCCUGGUGAAGAGUCUUCACUUGACCAAGCCAAGAAGAUUAUGACAAAGUUUGUGCAGAGACAGGUUUUUGCUGAGAGUAAAGAUGAAGUUGCUGUAGUUCUGUUUGGCACUAAUGGCACUAGAAAUGGCCUUGCCAGUGAGGAUCAAUACCAAAACAUUACUGUACAUAGAUCACUGAUGCUGCCAGAUUUUGAUCUGCUGGAAGACAUUCAGAAUGUGAUUAAAGCAGGCUCUGCACAAGCAGACUUUCUGGAUGCUAUUAUUGUGUGUAUGGACUUGCUUCAGAAAGAAACAAUAGGGAAGAAAUAUGAGAAGAGGCACAUUGAAUUGUUUACAGACCUUAGUAGUCCUGUCAGUGAGGAUCAGCUGGAAAUUAUCAUUGCUAACUUGAAGAAAACAGGAACUUCAAUUCAGUUUUUUCUGCCAUUCCCAGUGAGUGUUGAUGAUGGAAGUGGAGAUAAAAGUGCCAGUGUACAUGCUCAUAUGCACAAAAACUUUUUUCCAAUAAAGGGUUUAACUGAACAACAAAAGCAAGGUAUUGAUGUGGUGAGGAAGCUCAUGUACACUUUGGAUGAAGAAGGAGGGCUGGAAGAAAUUUAUACUUUCAGAGAGAGCCUGGAACGCCUUUCAAUGUUUAAGAAAAUGGAAAGGAAGCCAAUGCCUUGGCCCUGCCAGCUCACUAUUGGUCCUAAUUUGUCUAUAAGGAUUGUGGCCUACAAAUCAGUCACAGAAGAGAGGGUGAAAAAACUUUGGGCAAUUGUGGAUGCUAAAACCCUCAGAAGAGAGGAUGUGCAAAAAGAGACUGUUUACUGCUUGAAUGAUGAUGAUGAGACAGAGGUUCAGAAAGAUGAUACUAUUCAAGGUUUUCGGUAUGGGAGUGAUAUAGUUCCUUUUUCCAAGGAAGAUGAAGAGCAAAUGAAAUACAAAACAGAAGGAAAGUGUUUUUCUGUUUUGGGAUUCACUAGAUCCUCACAGAUCCAGAGGCAUUACUACAUGGGCAACCAAGCUCUGAAGGUCUUUGCAGCAAAGGAUGAUGCGAAUGCAGCAGUUGCUUUUUCUGCACUUGUUCGUGCAUUGGAUGAGUUGAAAGUGGUGGCUGUAGUGCGCUAUGCUUAUGAUAGAAGAUGCUAUCCACAAAUUGGAGUAGCUUUUCCAUAUAUUAAGGAUACAUAUGAGUGUCUCAUCUAUGUGCAGCUACCCUAUAUGGAAGACUUAAGACAGUAUGUAUUUUCAUCCUUGAAAAACAGUAAAAAAUGCAUUCCUACAGUGGAUCAGUUAUCUGCUGUUGACUCGCUGAUUGAUUCUAUGAAUUUGGUUCAUGAAGAUGGAGAAACUUUUGAGGAUCUAUUUAAGCCCAGCAAAAUUCCAAACCCUCAUUUUCAGAGAUUAUAUCAGUGUUUGCAGCACAAGGCUUUUCACUCUGAUAAGCCACUGCCACCAAUAGAACAGCAUCUUUUAGAAAUGCUAGAGAUGCCUUGUGUGGUAAGAGAAAGGUGUCAGGCUCCUCUGGAAAGAGUAAAAGCACUUUUCCCCCUGAAGGAAGUUGGCAAGAAAAAAGAAGAGAAGACUGCACAAGACAUCUUCAAAGACAAUGAAGAUGAACCCAGCCUUAAGAAACCAAAAAUUGAAGAUGAGGAAGAGGGCUUUAGCCUUAUGAAACUUGCUGAAGGCAAUAUCACCUCUGUAGGCAGUGUUAACCCAGCAGAAGAUUUCCGAAUUCUGGUGAGGAAGAAAAAUGCUGACUUCAAAGAUGUGAGUCAGCAGUUGAAAAACCGCAUUGAUCAGUUCUUGGAAAACAAAGGUUCCCAGUACUACAUGAAAGGGAUCGACUGUAUCAGAGCUUUUAGAGAGGAGGCCAUGAAGCUGUCCAAGGUGCAGUGCUUUAAUGACUUUCUGCAGGCACUGAAAUCAAAGUUGGAAGAUAAAGCCUUAUCUGAUUUCUGGGAGAUCAUGGUACAAGAAAGGAUUUCUUUGAUCACUAAAGAUGAAGCAGAAGGAAGUUUGGUGACAGGUGAAGAGGCUGAGAAGUUCUUGGCUCCAAAGGAAGAGAAAAAUGAAACUCUGCCUCCUACAGAUGAAGGUGGUGAUGUUGAUGAUCUGCUGGACAUGAUGUGACCAGUGAUAUAUGGUGACUGUGGAAGCAAAGUUUUGGAAGAGAUGGCUCUGUGAGAUGGGGCCCAAAAAAAGAUGCUAAUGAGAAGAAAGUACAUCCAUCUUUAUUUUCUCAAAUGAGAACAGAAAUCCCAGAAACGUUUCCAGCUGGUAUAAAUGGCAUCUGACUUUCAAAACUAGAACAGAAGAUUGAAAUUGUCUGAAGUAUUUGGGCAGUAAUGGUACCUUUAAGGGAUCUUUUUUUUUUUUCUUUAAGACUGAAUUUAGCUUGUCCUUUGUAUUGCUUUUAGCUGAACACUACUAAAUUUAAUGAGAAUCUGCUCUGGUGCCUGAAAUUCCUGUUGCAUUGCCUGGGAAGAAAGACAGAAAUGUCACAGCAAGGUUACCAGGUAAUACUGAAUAUUUAGUGGAGGUAACCCUAUAGGUUUAUUGUUACAGAAGUGAAAAAGUAUCUUAUUUUCAUGCUUUAAAAAAACCAACCAACCAACUCAAAUAAACACAAAACAAGAUAGAGCAAAAAACCAACAAAGCACCAUGAAAAACAGCACAGAGGCUUGUGGGAAAAAAUUCUGGGUCAGGGACUCACAAGUUAAUAGUUUGAAAUACACACAGAAUCUGAAGCACACAGCAGAGCCAGGUGUGCUGAUUUUGCCACACUGACCCCAGAUCAGUAAUUAUGGUCUUCUCUGCACUACAGGUUCACUUUCCUGUCAGCUCAGCAGCAGCCCAAGGUCUCUGUCCCUUUCUGUGACACAUUUUCCUGUUUCAGGGGCUGGGAUUUUUGAUUUUUUUAGACUUGUAACUAGUACAGUUACUGUAGAUGCUCCUGGUGCUGAAAGGAGAAUGAAUCAGUUCUGUGUCCGUUCCAUACACUGCUGAGAACUGCUCACCCAGAGCAGAAGGGUCCCUCAAAGCUGUACACUGACAGCUGGGAUGGAUAAGUGAUAAUAGUUAACACUGCUAACCAGGAUGGAGUAAUGUCUGCACAGAGCAAUCCAAACUAGUCAAAUACUGCUUAGAAAGAAACAUUCAAGUCUGAUUGCAGAGCUGAAGAGACAGUAAUGACACCUUCACACAUGCUUGUCUCUUAGAACCAGAUUCAUUCCUUUAAAAGCUGGUGCUUCAUUAUUAUAAAUGUAUAAAUGUACUGUGCAAAAUGGUAUUAAGAUCACAAAAAAAG